This is a messenger RNA of Ichthyophthirius multifiliis, 1191 nucleotides long. RefSeq names its product tubulin-tyrosine ligase family protein, putative. The record is from RefSeq and is a predicted model, not a curated record. Lineage: Eukaryota; Ciliophora; Oligohymenophorea; Hymenostomatida. Gene Ontology annotation, biological process: protein modification process. The transcript has 3 exons.
AUGUAUGUCUAUGAUAUUACUCCUUUAACUUAUUGUAUAAAUAGUGAUAGUCCUACUUUUUAUAAUGAUAUGGAAGAAUUUUUAAGCUACUUUUUAUCGAAAUCAUGUAAAUAUAUAUAUAUCUAUUUAUUUAAUCUAAUAACCUUCAUAAGAAAUGUUAUAUAUAGAAUAAUUAAGACUUCUACUGUAAAGCUAUAACUAAAAAUAAUCUAUAUAUCCUCAAAAGUACACCGAAAACAAUAAAAAAUUGGCUUUUGUCAACCCAGGUAUCAUUAGAGUCUUUAUUAAGGUCAAAACAUUUGGAUUUUGAAGCCUACAGAUUUUAAUCGAGGAAGUGGAAUUUUACUUUUUAACACUGCUAAGGAUUUAUUGGAUAUAUUUAAAAAAUACGGUGAUAAAUACAUGUAGAAAAAAUUCGUUAUAUAGAAAUACAUUGAAUAACCAUUAUUAAUAAAAGAAAGGAAAUUCGAUAUUAGAAUUUGGGUAAUGGUAGUUGAUAAUAAAUAAAACGAAAAAAAGAAUAAUAAUUAAAAUAAUUUAUAAAUUUAUAUUUUUAAAGAAGGCUAUAUAAGAACUUCUAGUGAAAAAUAUUAGACUUAAUAAUUAAAUGAUUUAAUUAUCCAUUUAACGAAUAAUGCAGUUUAGAAAACAGACUAAAGAUACUCAAGAUUUGAAUAAGGAAAUUAACUUUCUUAUGAUUAAUUGGAAUAGGUUGCUGGGAUUAAUUUUAGAAAAGAAAUUUUGGGAAAAAUAAAAGAAAUUAUAUGUUUUAGUAUUGAUGCGGUUAAAAAUAAAAUUAGUGGUAUUAAUAAUAAUUUUAAAGGGAAUUAAUUUGAGAUAUUUGGUUAUGACUUUAUUAUAGAUUAAUAAUUAAAUCCAUGGCUUAUUGAAGUUAAUACCAAUCCAUGUAUUGAAGAGUCCAGUUUACUUUUAAAAUAGUUAAUUCCGAGAAUGAUUGAUGAUGCUUUUAAAAUUAGUAUUGAUUCAUUUUUUUGUGGGGAAAAAAUUGAGGAAGGAAAAUAAUAUUUUAAACUUAAAAAUUAUAAUGAUGAUGAAAAUUUAUGGUUUUUUUUUUUAUAUUUCAAUUUUUUUUUAAAAAAAAACUAAUUUUUUAUAAAAAGGGAAUUAUAAUAAAAUGUAAAUUAUACAAUUUUAAAAAAGAAAAGAUUAUUAAAAGUAUAAAAAGUUUGA